This is a messenger RNA of Magnolia sinica, 774 nucleotides long. Its product is annotated as mitochondrial import inner membrane translocase subunit TIM14-3-like. Lineage: Eukaryota; Viridiplantae; Streptophyta; Magnoliopsida; Magnoliales; Magnoliaceae. Gene Ontology annotation, cellular component: PAM complex, Tim23 associated import motor. Gene Ontology annotation, biological process: protein import into mitochondrial matrix. Gene Ontology annotation, molecular function: ATPase activator activity. Bases 161 to 505 code for a protein of 114 amino acids. The transcript is spliced from 4 exons. The record is from RefSeq and is a predicted model, not a curated record.
GCUUCUCUCUUCUGCCUAUAUAUACGAAGCGCUUCUCUCUAUCUCUCUUGAGAUCGCAAUUUCUCUCGAAGCAUCCAAAAAUCGCGAUAUCUGAGCCGAAGUAAUCAGUGCAAAUAUACAAGUAUUGGCGUGUGGAUUUUUUGCCCAGAGGAGUUAUAAAAUGGGUCUGGAAGGUCCUCUCGUAGCUGGUGUUUCAGUUGCUGCUGCUGCUCUUGGAGGCAGAUACCUAAUCCAAGCAUGGCAAGCAUUCAAAGCCCGCCCUGCUGUUCCUCGGAUGCGUAGAUUCUAUGAGGGCGGGUUCGAGCGGGCAAUGACAAGAAGAGAAGCCGCAUUGAUCCUUGGAGUCAGGGAGCAUGCUGUGAUGGAAAAGAUCAAAGAGGCCCACCGGAGAGUGAUGGUGGCAAACCAUCCUGACGCUGGCGGAAGCCACUAUCUUGCUUCAAAGAUCAACGAGGCGAAGGAUGUUUUGACAGGAAAAACCAAGGGUAGUGGGUCUGCUUUCUAGAUUAGAUGGGGUGCUUCUUGUAACUCUAUUCACUAUUAUACUUAUUUUGCUGAAAAGCAAGAAUUACCCCCAAAUUUUUGAGGGAGUCAUACAGAAAAUUUUGACCUGAUUCUUAAGAUUGUAGGAUAAACUUUCGUAGCUCCGUUGUAAUAAUAAUAAUUAAAAAAAAAAACAUUUAUUAGCUUCAGUCAACUGUAAGCUUUUAUGCAUUUGCCAAGGAUUUUGUAAUAUUUCAGUGAAUCAAUCCAAUCACUUCCAAUUUAUUUCUA